Molecule: messenger RNA, 594 nt
Organism: Amphibalanus amphitrite
Lineage: Eukaryota; Metazoa; Arthropoda; Thecostraca; Balanomorpha; Balanidae
Exons: 3
Coding region: 1-594 (197 amino acids)
Molecular function (GO): nucleic acid binding
Source: RefSeq, a predicted model, not a curated record
AUGUACCGCAACCUGUUGUUUUGCCGCACGUGCCGAUGCCGCGUCUGCCCGAGAUGCGACCUGACUGUGUGCCGCCACCUGACCCUGUACCGCUCCAUGACGCUGUGCCGCAUCGGCCGGAGGUACAUACCACAUGUUCCGCCGCCAUCCCCGCCGCCGCCGUUCGAUGCCGAGCCGCCGCGGGAUGUGGAUCAGCGGCCGCGAACUGUCACCCGUUUCGGGCGUGAGGCCAACGGGAUGGUGGAGCGCCUGCACCGGCAGCUUAAGGCCGCGCUGCGCGCCGCCGCGCCCGCCCGCUGGACGGAGGCUCUUCCUUUGGCGCUGCUCGGAAUCCGCUCGGCGCUCAAACAAGACCUGGGCUGCAGCACUGCCGAGCUGGUGUACGGAGCACCUCUACGCCUACCUGGUGAACUCAUCACCCCGUCCGCCACCGCGCCUCCUACGCCGGAAUCAUUCGCCGCCGAGCUUCAGCGCACCAUGGCGGCACUGCGCCCGACGGCACCACGACCAGCACCAAGCGCGCCGUCGUACGUGCCGCGCGCGCUGGACCACGCCUCGCACGUGUUCGUGCGCCACGACGCAUGCCGUCUCUAG